Aspergillus alliaceus is the source of this 2230-nucleotide messenger RNA. RefSeq names its product LCCL domain-containing protein. The record is from RefSeq and is a predicted model, not a curated record. NCBI's taxonomy places the organism in Eukaryota, Fungi, Ascomycota, Eurotiomycetes, Eurotiales, Aspergillaceae. The transcript is spliced from 2 exons. Bases 154 to 2199 code for a protein of 681 amino acids.
GGUGACGGUCCCUGUCUCGGUCACUCCACCGUUCAUCCCCCACUUCCGGCGGUUGCCUAUCCGGUCUCGUGCUUGGGCUUCUGCUUCUGCACCUUCUUCUUCACUUCAUAUCGCUGGCCCGAUUAUUGUAUAGCCUCCAGAGACCACAAUAAGAUGUUUGGUGAAGGCCCCGAGGAUGGUUCUCGGGCUUAUAUCCCUCCGCUACUAGACUCGGAGCGUUCCUACGAUCCCGACGCUUCCGACAUCGUACCUCAGGACGCAGAGAGCGGCGUCUCUUACAUCCCCGUCUGGCUACGGGAGUCUUCUAAGUCCUUCAAAUGGGGCUGGGUACCGUUACCUAUUCGCAAAGUCGCACGAGCGACUGCAAACUGGGUGAAAGGCCCGGAUCCUCCACAUGACCUUCUGUUGAAGCCAUUGUUCCCUCGCUUCCAAGAACUCCCGGUCCGGUACCUGGAACGUGUCUUUCCCAAAAGGAAGCAGAAGGUCGCCUUACUUUGUCUCUUUUAUCUCGUCUGGUUUUUGCCCUGGUCCAUUAUUCUUCUCCACUCGCGCUCGGCGGGUUAUAUCGAGGGCUUUGGACGGCCACAGACUCUCACUUGUAGAACGACUCUCUGGGAGUAUGGAAAUGGGUGCGGUCUCAAUGGUAACGACUGCCGCCCCUUCACGGCUGCGACGCUACCCUUCCGCUGUCCCGCGAAUUGCAAGGAUGCUAAACUGCUCUCACCCCAUAUGGUGGGCAAUGAGUCUUUCAGCUACAGAGGCCUUGUGGUUGGUGGAUCACAACCCGGAUCGGAUGAAUCACCGGUUUAUCGGGCAGAUAGCUUUGUCUGCCAAGCCGCUAUUCAUGCAGGUGUCAUCACAAAUACCAUUGGCGGUUGCGGCGUUAUGAAGCUAGAAGGCGCGACGCAUUCCUUCCCUGCAUCGAAGCAGAAUGGAAUUAGCUCGGUUGGCUUUCCGUCGACCUUCCCUAAGUCAUUCAGUUUCGUUUCGCUAGGGUCAUCACAAGACACUUGCCCCAACGAUCCGCGGUGGCCGCUUUUGGGUAUUACCGUUGGCGCACUAGUGACUUUGUGGCUUCUCUGCCGGUCACCCCCUGUUCUUUUCUUUAGUACCUUUUUCAUGGUUUUCUGUCAGAUUGGGCUGGUGUCGGAUCCACCGUCGUUACCCCAUUUUGCCGAUCUCGUUUCUAGCUUGCUUGCGAAUCUCUUACCAGCAUCGUUCGUGGCCUUCGUCUUGUUCAGGUACUGCGCGCGGCCACUACUUGGUCCACUAUCAGAGGCUACCUAUCAGAUGACAAAGACAUUCCUGUACUUGCCACCUGUGUUUAUCGGUGCCCUGAACAACUACACUUUCGCAAGAUUGAUUCCUCUCGAACGUCUGACCCCACAUGAUAUCCAGCGGCAGCCUGGAGCCAAAGUGGCGCUAGCCAUGGUUAUUCCGACAGUUAUUUGCAUUAUUCUCAGCCAAGCCUGGCAGAUCCGCCAGGGCGGUCUCAUGCCGCAUUACCUUAAGAUCUACUGCACGAUGGGUCUCAUUCUCCUGAUAUUACUCCCCUUGCCUGGGCUCCGUCUUCGAAUUCACCAUUACAUCCUUGCAAUCCUUCUUAUGCCUGGCACCGCGCUUCCUACGCGGCCCUCGCUGAUUUACCAGGGGUUGCUUCUUGGGCUCUUUAUGAACGGCAUUGCUCGAUGGGGUUUCGCCUCGAUCAUCGAGACGCCCGCCGCCCUGGGUGAGCAGCCCGGUGGAGCUCACGGGUGGUGGGGAGGUACCUACCCCAACAUCACCGACGGAACGGUUAAUAUCACCCUCCCUGGCGCAGGGUCCAACGAAGCAUACCAUGGAAACGGCAACAUCACAUUCACGCUGUGGGAAAGAGAGCGCAUGGCCGAUCUGGGCGUGGAUGGUAUUUCGGUCCUGGUCAACGAUGUCGAGCGCUGGCGCGGGUACCUGGAUGAGGAUAAGCAUGGAGAAUUUACCUGGCAUCGGCACGGACACAAUGGCCUAGAGCUCCAGCACCGCCCAACAAUCGAAAGUGACACGAUCGGUCUUGACCUAGAGGAUGAUGAAGAUGACAGUAAACCCGAAGAUCUCUUUUUCCGCUUUGCGUUCUUGAAGGGAGCCGAAGCAGGGAAAUACGGCGGGGCCGGUGUAUGGUUGGAGGACGGGCAGUGGAUUUCUCCCCCUCCGCCAAAAGAGUAGACUUGAUUUUUUGCUUUUUUGUACGUGCAGA